This is a messenger RNA of Ostrea edulis (European flat oyster), 1098 nucleotides long. RefSeq lists its product as uncharacterized. The record is from RefSeq and is a predicted model, not a curated record. The transcript is spliced from 2 exons. The coding region runs from base 577 to 987 and encodes 136 amino acids. NCBI's taxonomy places the organism in Eukaryota, Metazoa, Mollusca, Bivalvia, Ostreida, Ostreidae.
AAUGCUUAUUGUAUUGUUCUUCUUCUUGUGAACACGAGGAAUUGGAUACUGACAGACUUUGGUUAAGAGAAGAUAAAUUUGAAUAGAUGAAUUGAUUAUUUGCUUUUAUAUCAUUCGAUUCAAUUGGUUAAUUUUUAAUGUUAUAAAUCAUCAAGACAUGAUACUAAGUAUGGGUUUAAAAAGGAUCAUGCUUUGUAUGUAGCAAAACAAUACUACAUUCUCUUUAAAAUGUUUCAAUGAAAUGUAUACUAGUAUAUAUUUUUUCACAGGAUCUCGGGCUCAUAAAUUAUUCCGGGAGGUUGUGGAAAGCCAGUUUCUCUUACAAGACAUUGCAAAACUGUCUCCACUUCACCAGACUUAUGGUUUAGAAGUAUUUCACAGCGUGGUUAAUAACUUUGCCCCAAAGAAUACACAUUUCUUUUAUCCAGCAAUGAUGGUCAGGUAAUGUACAUACAUCUAUAUAGGUUUGAUAUUAUCUAAAGUAAAAUUUCAGAAUGAAAUAUUUUGUGAUAAAGAGGGUUUUUUCUUCUUCGGCUGAAUGAUAACAAGGAAGAUAAGGUUACCAGUAUUUUGAAAAUGAAGUUGAAAAAAAAAAAAAAAACUUUUACAAUCUGUAUCAUUUUCAGAUUGUGUGUAGCCACCCUACACUUCAAUGAAAUUGGCAGACGACACCAAGCUACAACAACGACUGGACCAGCACGGUGGCAUCUGAGUUAUCCAAAGAGAAGUAAAGGGGAGGUCGCAGUUGUGAAACCUGACAAGACUCCAAUUACCUAUGACUAUGUGGAGAUUCUGUGCAUCAACUUGGUGGAACGCCGUCUUCCGACAUGUCCAGCAGCUACUGCGGAAGCCAGUAAGGACACAGGUUACAGACCACCACCUCUUACCUCCUCCCUUGCUUGUUUCAGUAAGGAUGAACUCAUUGCCACAAGACGAACACGGUUUGCGCAUGGCAAUUUGGUUGCUGUUGAGGGCCCAAGAACGUGAAGAUGAUUUUAAGCAUCAGAUCUUGGAAACACUUGUUGAUGAUCUUCUUUUGUUGUUUGCUAUAUUAUCUACAUGUUCUGAGAUUUUUAUUGUUACAGAUAAAGAUAUUUC